Messenger RNA from Malassezia globosa CBS 7966, 2115 nucleotides. RefSeq lists its product as uncharacterized. The transcript has a single exon. Lineage: Eukaryota; Fungi; Basidiomycota; Malasseziomycetes; Malasseziales; Malasseziaceae. The coding region runs from base 1 to 2115 and encodes 704 amino acids. The record is from RefSeq and is a predicted model, not a curated record. Gene Ontology annotation, cellular component: Ino80 complex.
AUGCUGUGCUACCUAUUUUCCGACACGCGCCGUGUGUUCACGAAUCCACGCGCUGGCUCUCGCGGAGCACGCAUGUCAUCUUUUGUACAAAGUGUCGGCAACCAAGCAGACGACACGACGUCUUCUCAGGCAAAUGAUACCGACAAGUCCGCCAUAUCGAAUGCGCCUUUGGCUGUCCAGGCAUGUGUGGCCUCAGCGAUGGCCGGGCCCUACCCGACAUUCGUAUGGCCAUACGGCCAAUCCGCAGGCUCCGCACGCCGCGCAGACGAGACUCCAGACGAAUACGAGACUUGGAAACGUCGGCGGACGUCGUAUCUGACGUGGCGCGACUCGCACUAUCCCAUGUCCAUCACCCCUGUUGACGAGCUCGAUGGCCAUGAAGGUGGGCAGGAGAAGCCUGCGGCGGCUGCGCAUGCUCCUACUGACGACGCGCAAGUUGCGAACGAGGCAUCUGGCGCCGGUCCCUCGUCGUGGGCGCAUCCUGGAGCUGAGAAACUCACGUUCAAAGAACUGUACAUUGAGGCACUCAUGAACAGUGGCAAAUGUACCAAGAGCAUGCGAGAAAAGUGUUUCUUGGACGAAGAGUAUGCGGAGGACUUUUCAAAAGUGUGCUUGCUUGUGAAUGUCGGUCGUAUCAACACGACUUUAGCAUUUUACCCCGAGAUGAAGACGAUUCUCCGCAGCUAUCAUCCUGUGCCAUCGUUGCAAAAGUCCGAAAAUACUCGGCGCAACAUGCAAGAUGCGCCGCGUAUGAAGUCGCUCCUCAAGGCCGUGCUUCUUCCGCAUGAGCGUCCAGGUCCGCCGGGUGGAUCUAGCACUGCAUCUGCAUCUGCCAAGCAUGUCGGCCAUCUCGACACGGAAGAGGUACCUGCUGAUAUCGCAGAGACUGCACGGCGUCUGCGUCUUGAGCGUCGUCCACCGACAUCCGUCGUCACCCUGAUUUUCCUUUUGACGCACCAGGCAUCUGACAUCAUGUCCUUGCAUUUCCCUCCUCCAUUUGACAUGCACUCUCUCUUCUUCCCGCAAGCGUCGCAUCCCGUGUCGGCCAAGCACCGUGCCAACGUAUUUCUGUGGCUCCUGUACCACUACUUAGAGGGACCUGCCGCUCUGCCUCCAGGCGCUCCUGGCUCAGAGAAUCCGUUCGAUGACGAUGUAUCGCGUGCUGCGAGGCGGCAGGCACGCACCGCCUGGAUUCAGCAAGGCUCUGUUCCACCUACCGAUGCAAAUCCUCUUUGGCGUGGCACACCGAAUCCCGAGUACCGGCGCUGGCGCGAGCUAUAUGACCAUCCCAAUGACGCCAACGGUGACUCUGGCACCUCGUCCUCAUCCUCAUCUCGUCGUCCCGCACGCAAGCGUGCCGCCGAUGUCGAUGAUCCGGACACGCCGCCAUGCCCGGAGUCGCAUACCGACCGUCUCUUGGUGCCAGCGAUGCCAUAUAUAUCCUCCGAAGCCUAUAUGCAAGAAGACGCUGACCCGCCUGAGGAAGUUGCUUGGGGUAAGCAAAUGCAAGAAGAGCGUGCCGCUUUCCUCGUCCGCUUCCAGGAAGAGGAGCAGGCCAAGGUUCUUGCUCAGAGCGGGAUUCUUGAUGAUCCCGAGCACGGACGUUCCGAUGAGGCCAAGCCGAAGAAACGUAUCCCCGUCAAUACACAGAGUUGCUAUCCAUUAGCCAAUAUCCUUGCCAAUGCCGCAGCUGCGGGCUCGCACGCAGGUGCAUUGACCCGCUCACCCAUCGGCUUUGUCAAGCGCGCACGUCUUUCUUCACGUCACUCUCAUCCACGCGAUCAUCGACUCACGCCAUCGGAAAGCCAGGAACUGGAUGUCGAGCACACAUCAGAUGCAGCAGGCGCGUUAGAACAUGGGUCAUUCUGGGAUUUGGACUUGUCUGCUGCAUCUCAUGAGCCCCAGCAGUCCAUGGUUCAACAUGCGUGGGACUUGGUGAAAGCACAGGAAGACUUUGAUUCAGACACGGACGCACAUGAUGACCACGAUGAUGAACAACUGCUUGCACGACAGCUGCUUGUUCUUCGCCGGACGCGCGAGGCGCGCGGCGAGUCCGAGUCUUCGGCCAAAUCUGCUACAGAGGCCGCUGCCUCAUCGACACCUCUCGUUACGUAG